CUAUAAUGGCACAUAUAUAAAUAUGAGUCCUCUAUCUAUCUCUAUUCUCUCUCUCUCUCUCUGCAAAGAGUCGCCCGUUAACCCUCAAACUACCGAAUAGCCCUUUAAAAAGGUGGAAGUAAAAUAAUUACACCAUUCCUUUGUGGACCGCCAUAAUAUUAGAGAAGAAGAAGAGAGAAUUACAGGUCGGUCAGAGCCUACGGUCAGAGUCAAAAGCGCAACAGAGCGGAGACACGAUGUGGUACUUUCCUUCAUUCUCCACAGAGACAUGGACUCUGGUAGCGAUACUAUUUGCUAUCUUCAUGUGGUAUGGGUAUGCACCUUAUGGAUUCUUCAAGAAACUCGGCAUCCAGGGACCUAAACCUCUCCCCUUCAUAGGGACGUUUUUAGAGUACAAAAGGGGUCUCUUCAUAUUUGACAAUGCCUGUUACCAGAAGUACGGCGAUGUGUGGGGGUUAUUUGAUGGGAGACUGCCCAUAAUGGGUGUGAUGGACACAGCCAUGAUCAAAACCAUCCUGGUGAAGGAAUGUUACUCUGUGUUUACCAACAGACGGGACUUUGGGUUGAACGGGGAGCUCCACGACGCUGUAACAACCGUAGAAGACGAUGAGUGGAGGAGAAUCCGCAGCACUCUGUCUCCCUCCUUCACCAGUGGACGACUCAAAGAUAUGUUCAUGAUAAUGACUCAACACUCCAGAAACCUGGUGAAGUUUCUGCAGAAGAAGGUGGACACUGACGAGGUCCUGGAAGUUAAAGAAAUCUUUGGGGCCUACAGUAUGGACGUGGUGGCAAGUAGCGCGUUCAGUGUUGACAUUGAUUCUAUCAACCAACCCAACGAUCCCUUAGUCGUCAACGUAAAGAAACUACUCAAAUUCAACCUGUUAAAUCCUCUCCUAAUCUUAGUAGUGUUGUUCCCGUUUAUGCGUCCGCUCCUGGAAAUGUGUAAUGUCUCUUUCCUACCUGCUGGUGCUAUGAAAUUCUUCUAUUCCUUCCUGAGGAAGAUCAAAGCAGAGAGGAGCAAGAAUGUACACAAUACCAGAGUGGACUUAAUGCAGCUGAUGGUGGACUCUCAGAUCCCACAGGACCACAGGUCCAAGGAGGCUGCACACAAAGGGCUGACGGACCAUGAGAUCCUGUCCCAGGCGUUGACAUACAUCUUUGGGGGCUAUGAGACCAGCAGCAGCACACUAGGUUUCCUAUCCUAUAACCUGGCAACAAACCCUGACGUCCAGGCUGCCCUGCAGGAUGAGAUCGACCAAAUCUUCCCCGACAAGGCUCCGCCCACCUAUGAAGGGCUGAUGCAGAUGGAGUAUCUGGACAUGGUCAUCAACGAGACCUUGCGGGUGUAUCCCAUCAUCAGCCGGCUAGAGAGGGUUGCCAAGGCGACCGUGGAGGUGAAUGGUGUGACCAUCCCCAAGGGAACUGUUGUCAUGAUCCCAAUCAUGGUCCUUCACCACCACCCAACACACUGGCCCAAACCUGAAGUCUUCCGACCAGAGAGGUUCAGUAAGGAGAACAGAGAGAACAUUGAUCCCUACACCUUCCUUCCGUUUGGGAUGGGGCCCAGGAACUGUAUCGGCAUGAGAUUCGCCCUCCAGACCAUUAAGCUGGUGACAGUAGAGAUCCUCCAGAGCUUCAGUUUUGUCACCUGCAAGGAGACAGAAGUUCCUCUGGAGCUGUUUGACAACGGCUUCCUCACCCCAACGAAGCCCAUCAAGCUGAAGCUGGUCCCCCGUGUUGUGGCCCCCAGCCAGGAUUGAGAGGAGAGGCACGGGUAUACAGGACACUACCCUGUUAGUCUAGCCAAGUCGGUUUCUGCUUCAGUCAAACAUGGUUGGCAUGGCAAUGAGUAAAUUGUCUAAAGGGCAAGGCAACCUUCCUAUUGAGGUAUGGAAGGGAUCACCUUAGACUCAUUGAUAUUACAGGCUUACCCUCUGGAAUUAGUACAAUUCAUUGAUUUUAUAGUGAAGAAACUA
Oncorhynchus keta (chum salmon) is the source of this 1976-nucleotide messenger RNA. RefSeq names its product cytochrome P450 3A27-like. The coding region runs from base 237 to 1760 and encodes 507 amino acids. The record is from RefSeq and is a predicted model, not a curated record. The transcript has 13 exons. NCBI's taxonomy places the organism in Eukaryota, Metazoa, Chordata, Actinopteri, Salmoniformes, Salmonidae. Gene Ontology annotation, molecular function: oxidoreductase activity, acting on paired donors, with incorporation or reduction of molecular oxygen, reduced flavin or flavoprotein as one donor, and incorporation of one atom of oxygen; iron ion binding; heme binding.